UAAACCCGUUCCGGGUGCUCCGGAAGCGAAGCUUUCUCUUCCGGAACAAGCGUCUGGGCGACCGCACGUGGUUGCGUUGCCCGGGCUUCUGCCGGCGUUUGCAGAGAAGUAAUUUGGACUGUCUCCCCGAAACGAGUGAGCCCAGGCGGAGCCAUGGAGGGCCAGAACGUGGAGGAGCUGCUGGCAAAGGCUGAGCGGGACGAGGCAGAGAAGCUGCAGCGCAUCACAGUGCACAAGGAGCUGGAGCUGGAGUUCGACCUGGGUAACCUGCUGGCCUCGGACCGGAACCCCCCAACGGGGCUGCGGCGCGCGGGACCCUCGCCGGAGGCCGAGCUGCAGGCCCUGGCGCGGGACAACACGCAGCUGCUCAUCAACCAGCUGUGGCAGCUGCCCACGGAGCGCGUAGAGGAAGCGCUGGUUGCGCGGCUGCCGGAGCCCACCACUCGCCUGCCGCGCGAGAAGCCGGUGCCCCGGCCACGGCCGCUUACACGCUGGCAGCAGUUCGCGCGCCUGAAGGGCAUCCGUCCCAAGAAGAAGACCAAUCUGGUGUGGGACGAGGUGAGUGGCCAGUGGCGACGCCGCUGGGGCUACCAGCGCGCUCGCGACGACACCAAGGAGUGGUUGAUCGAGGUGCCCGGCGGUGCCGACCCCUUGGAGGACCAGUUCGCCAAGCGGAUCCAGGCUAAGAAGGAACGGGUGGCCAAAAAUGAGCUGAACCGGCUGCGUAACCUGGCCCGCGCGCACAAGAUGCAGCUGCCCAGCACGGGGGGCAUGCACCCUACGGGACACCAGAGUAAGGAGGAACUGGGCCGCGCCAUGCAGGUGGCCAAGGUUUCCACUGCCUCUGUGGGGCGCUUCCAAGAGCGCUUACCCAAGGAGAAGGCGCCCCGGGGCUCCGGCAAAAAGAGGAAGUUUCAGCCCCUUUUCGGGGAUUUUGCAGCCGAGAAAAAGAGCCAGUUGGAGCUGCUGCGUGUGAUGAAUAGCAAAAAGCCUCAGCUGGACGUGACGAGGGCCACCAAUAAACAGAUGAGGGAGGAGGACCAGGAGGAGGCGGCCAAGAGGAGGAAAAUGAGCCAGAAGGGCAAGAGAAAGGGGGGCCGGCAGGGUGCUGGCGGCCAGAGGAAAGGUGGCCCGCCCAGCCAGGGAGGGAAGAGGAAAGGGGGCUUGGGAGGCAAGGUGAAUUCCGGGCCGCCUCGCUUGGGUGGCAAGAGGAAAGGAGGACAACACCAAGGAGGAAAGAGAAGGAAGUAAUUUUCAUCCUCGGACCCGCCUGUAAACAAAGAACUAUACUAAAUGUUAAGUUCGGGGGGCGGGGGGGGAUCAAAGAAAGCGGCUUCUGCUGCCUUCGUUGAACUUGAGGUUGAAGGGAUAGGCUGACCUCCCCCACAAGACAGAUGUAAAUGUUGGACUUUACAAAUGAAUGUUUUUCCCACAACCAAGAAUUUGGCUGGAGAUUAAAGGAUGUAUUUAAGGACAUAAGAAUCAGGGAAAGAAUUUGGUGGAAACUGGGAACAAGUUCUAUUUUUUAAAACAAAUCUUUUUUUCUUUUUAACUUUGAAUAUGGUGAGAGGGAGAGGAGAGUUGGUCAUAUUUCAGACUUGUAAUUGAUUUCUGCAUUAUUUUUAUGACAAGUGUAUCAAAGCAGAGGGGGGAACAGAAAGAUUACAUUUUCAAAACUGGACUUACAAGUAACUGUUAACCAAGGUUAUUUAAUAAAAGUGUCUGUGUCUAA
Felis catus (domestic cat) is the source of this 1732-nucleotide messenger RNA. RefSeq names its product ribosome biogenesis regulator 1 homolog (gene RRS1). NCBI's taxonomy places the organism in Eukaryota, Metazoa, Chordata, Mammalia, Carnivora, Felidae. Gene Ontology annotation, molecular function: protein binding. The coding region runs from base 154 to 1251 and encodes 365 amino acids. The record is from RefSeq and is a predicted model, not a curated record. The transcript has a single exon. Gene Ontology annotation, biological process: ribosome biogenesis; ribosomal large subunit export from nucleus; endonucleolytic cleavage in ITS1 to separate SSU-rRNA from 5.8S rRNA and LSU-rRNA from tricistronic rRNA transcript (SSU-rRNA, 5.8S rRNA, LSU-rRNA). Gene Ontology annotation, cellular component: nucleolus; preribosome, large subunit precursor; nucleus.